Messenger RNA from Naumovozyma dairenensis CBS 421, 1017 nucleotides. It is a transcript of the gene RFC3, whose product is annotated as replication factor C subunit 3. Gene Ontology annotation, molecular function: DNA binding; DNA clamp loader activity; ATP hydrolysis activity. Gene Ontology annotation, biological process: DNA-templated DNA replication; DNA repair. Gene Ontology annotation, cellular component: Ctf18 RFC-like complex; DNA replication factor C complex; Elg1 RFC-like complex. Bases 1 to 1017 code for a protein of 338 amino acids. The transcript has a single exon. The record is from RefSeq and is a predicted model, not a curated record. NCBI's taxonomy places the organism in Eukaryota, Fungi, Ascomycota, Saccharomycetes, Saccharomycetales, Saccharomycetaceae.
AUGAGUGUCCCCAAUAACCAUGGUAAUACCAAUGAUAAUCUUCCAUGGGUUGAAAAAUACAGACCAGAAAGUUUAGAUGAUGUUUAUGGUCAAACGGAAGUGGUCACUACUGUUCGUAAAUUUUUAGAAGAAGGGAAAUUGCCUCAUUUAUUAUUUUAUGGUCCACCGGGGACAGGUAAGACCUCUACUAUCGUAGCGUUAGCACGUGAGAUUUUUGGUAAGAAUUACUCUAAUAUGGUUUUAGAAUUGAAUGCUUCUGAUGAUAGAGGUAUUGAAGUUGUUAGAAAUCAAAUUAAGGAUUUUGCUUCGACGAGGCAAAUUUUCUCCAAGGGUUUCAAGUUAAUCAUUUUAGAUGAAGCUGACGCUAUGACUAAUGCUGCUCAAAAUGCAUUGAGACGUAUUAUUGAGAAAUAUACGAAGAAUACAAGAUUUUGUAUAUUGGCUAAUUAUUCACAUAAAUUGACCCCAGCUUUGUUGAGUAGAUGUACUAGGUUUAGAUUCCAACCGUUACCAAGAGAUGCCAUUGAGAAGAGAAUUUCUAAUGUCUUAAUACAUGAAAAUAUAAAAAUAUCUGAUGACGCUAAAGAUGCUCUGAUAACGUUAUCACAAGGUGAUAUGAGACGAGUACUGAAUGUCUUACAAGCUAGUAAAGCUACUUUAGAUGACCCUGCUAAUGAGGAAAUUCAUGCUGAUGUUAUCUAUGAAUGUUGCGGUGCGCCAAGACCUGCUGAUUUGAAGACGAUUUUGAAAUCAAUUUUGGAAGAUGAUUGGAGUUCAGCAUAUUACACAUUGACUAAGUUACGUAGUACCAAAGGUCUUGCUUUAAUCGAUUUAAUUGAAGGAAUAAUAAAAUUACUCGAAGAUUAUGAGUUGAAAAACGAACUUACGAGAAUAUCCUUAUUGUCGAAAUUAGGAGAUAUAGAAUAUUCUAUAUCAAAAGGAGGAAAUGAUAAGAUUCAAAGUAGUGCUGUCAUCGGCGCGAUAAAGACAAGUUUUGAACUGGAAGCUGCUCAAUAA